This is a messenger RNA of Scatophagus argus, 2199 nucleotides long. RefSeq names its product CD151 antigen-like. Gene Ontology annotation, cellular component: membrane. The record is from RefSeq and is a predicted model, not a curated record. NCBI's taxonomy places the organism in Eukaryota, Metazoa, Chordata, Actinopteri, Scatophagidae. The transcript has 8 exons. Bases 120 to 881 code for a protein of 253 amino acids.
AGGAAGUGCUCCCUGACUGAAAGCUGUGCUGUUAGCUCACACUGCGGUGUCGCAUUGGUCCGACGAGGCAGCAGUCGUGGUCUUGUGUGAAACAGACGAAACAUUUUAUAGGCUUUAUCAUGGGAGUCUAUGAGGAGAAGAAGGAAACAUGUGGAACCAUCUGCCUGAAAUACCUGCUGUUUGCGUUCAACUUUCUCUUUUGGUUGGCAGGGGGCGUUGUGAUGGCAGUGGGAGUUUGGACCUUGGUUGAGAAAAGCGACUACAUCAGCCUCCUCUCCUCCCAGACCUAUGCUGCAUCCGCCUACAUACUGGUCCUGGCUGGAGCCAUCGUCAUGGUAACAGGCGUGCUGGGCUGCUGUGCCACCUUCAAGGAGCAGAGGAGGCUACUGCGAGUGUACUUUGUCCUGCUGCUGUGCAUCUUCCUGUUGGAGAUUCUGGCUGGCAUCCUGGCUUAUAUCUACUACCAGCAGUUGAAUGAGGAGCUGAAGCAGAACCUGAAGGAGACCAUGACACAAAAGUAUCAGCAGAGCAGCCAUGAGCAAAUCACCAGUGCUGUAGACAAGCUGCAGCAGGAGUUCAAGUGCUGCGGCAGCAACAGCUCGUCCGACUGGGCUGAGAGCGUCUGGAUUCGCUCCAGUAAGGCAAACGGCCGAGUGGUGCCUGACAGCUGCUGCAAGACUCCCACUGAGCUCUGUGGCCGCAGGGACCACCCAUCCAACGUCUACAAGGUGGAGGGCGGCUGCAUCACCAAACUGGAGAAAUUCAUCCUGGACCACCUGAAGAUCAUUGGAGCAGUGGGUGUUGGGAUUGCCUGUGUGCAGAUCAUAGGGAUGGUGUUCACAUGCUGCCUAUAUCGAAGUCUGAAGGCAGAGCCGUACUAAGAGGAGCAGAAGGAGAAAAGUGUGUGGGUGAAGCAGGUAACUUCAUCAACACGUGCCAUACUCAAAUAGCCCAUAGGUUCUUUUUCUUUGCCUUGCACAUCGGGGAUGGAAAAUUUGGCAAGGGAUCAAAAUGCACGUCUGAGGAUCUCAUUUUGGUAAAUCAAGGGUGGAAAAACACUACAAGGUAUCUUGAAGUAAUUAGGCAUUCAAAUUGCAGUCUUGGCUCCGUCUUCGAGAUCACUGCGCUGUGAGAAAAUGCCUCUGAGAGAAACUGAUGGGAAUUUUAGCACGGGCUGAGUAAAUGAGUGUGGGACGGCCUCCUCGGCACUAAAAAGAAAAACAAACAAAAAAACCAUUGUAGUUUUCUUCCACUCAGGUUCCCUUAUUGUGCAGUACAGUUAUGUUUGUCGCCCAGGUGCUGCACCUGAGAGUGGUGUAAAGAUCAGUGGAGUAAAACUGGCACUUUGCAGAAAAUGUUAAUCCUGGUCGCGGCAGCUUCCCUCCCCCAGCAGCCUGGUUUUACAAGCCAGCCUCUGGGGCCUCCCUCAACUGCAACAGCAUUUCGUCUCCACACUAACUAGCCUGUCAUGCAUUUUAAAUAUUUCUUCUGUAGUGGCCUUUUAAACUGUUAGGUUUUAUAUUUUGUAAAUGAUUAUUUUCUUGAACACUUGAGGGGCUUUCUUUCGAGCUUCGAGGCUGUAUCGCCUAACGUGUCUUCAUAGUGACCCGUCAGUUUUAUGUCAUGUUUUUAAUCGUCGCUGCCACCUUUAAGACCCGCUGACAAGGACUCCAGUGAAGGCACACAAGUUUGUGCCUUGCUCAACAGCAUAACUGUGCCUUUGACGGCAGCGAUGCCUGCUUUUUAAACCCUGUGUGACUACUCAAAGCUGUAAAGGCUGAUGUUAAUGAAGUCAUUGUGUGAUUCUGUUAAGGAUACAUAAAAGCAGUGACACUGAUAUUGCUCAUAAGAAAGUGCCUCAUUUGUUCUUUUUUUUUUAUACAAGGGAUUUAUCCACUGAUGCCAAAGUUGUCAGCUGUAACUCUGUGUAAGGACCUACUGUAUCUCUUCCAGCCUUAUUCUCGUAUCUACUGAUGUUUUUAGGUUGUUUUCAUAAAUGAAGAUUUUAUUGACUUUUCUGUAGACCAUUAAUGUAUUAUUGUAUUUAACAGACAUUUGGUGUUAAAUGAAAUUCACUCACUGUUAGCUAUGAUCUUUUUCUGAUGCACCUCAGAGACGACACUGAAUUAAUCUGCUGUAUUUCUGUCUGUGUGAAAAUCCUGGAAUCACUUUAGUUUGAAUAAACAUUGACCAACAGUA